AAUAUUGAAGCAUAUUCUUCAGAUGCAUCACAGAUGGUUCCGCAGCAUAAUUACAAGCUUGAUGUUCAUGCUUUAAAUAGUCGUCAUCCUGGAGAGAAAACUCUGCAGUUUGAAUGCAGGGAAUUUAGAGAAUCAAUACUUGGAGUUAUGCCUCAUCACUGGCCAUUGCCUUAUAUUCCUACCAUAACAAAUCAUACCCAGCUGUGGUGGGUUCCUAAUGUUGUUGUGGCUCACCAAGAGGAAGGGAUAGAAGCUGUUCAUCUGGCAUCUGGCCGCACUGUAUGUAAGCUUCAUCUUCAACAAGGUGGCCUUCAUGCUGAUAUCAAUGGAGAUGGGGUUCUAGAUCAUGUUCAGGCUGUUGGGGGUAAUGGUGCUGAGCAGACUGUUGUAAGUGGAUCCAUGGAAGUGCUGCGACCCUGUUGGGCUGUUGCAACAUCGGGUGUACCAGUGCGAGAACAACUUUUCAAUGCUUCUAUCUGUCAUCAUUCCUACUUCAACUUCUUUCAACAUGGAGAUUUCUCCAGAAGUUUUGGUCAACAUACAGAUAUAAGUUCUUUGGAAGUUGCAACACCCAUCCUCAUCCCUAGAAGUGAUGGUCAUUGGCAUCAUAGGGGAAGCCAUGGUGAUGUUAUCUUUUUAACAAAUAGAGGGGAGGUAUGCUUCUGCUCUGGAUUUUUUCCUGCAUCAUUUACUUUUAGGGUAGACCUGUUGAUGUAG
Messenger RNA from Thlaspi arvense, 717 nucleotides. NCBI's taxonomy places the organism in Eukaryota, Viridiplantae, Streptophyta, Magnoliopsida, Brassicales, Brassicaceae. The record is from the annotation of a GenBank genome assembly.